Molecule: messenger RNA, 2611 nt
Organism: Lutzomyia longipalpis
Lineage: Eukaryota; Metazoa; Arthropoda; Insecta; Diptera; Psychodidae
Exons: 3
Coding region: 1237-1836 (199 amino acids)
Source: RefSeq, a predicted model, not a curated record
CGCGCCUGAGGCAUGCAUUCAGUUUUCCGUAGUCAGUCCUGAUUUUAGGCGGUCUCGAGGCAUUUGCCUCUCGAGAUAUACCAGCAGCGCUCAAGGCUCCCCCCACGUUGAGCACAACGGUGGAGUGAUCAGUGAUCCCAAAAUGCAAUACUCUCGCGUCGCCACCAUCCCCCCAUCUGGGAGAGCAACGACAGUAAACAUGAUCCAGACAAGUUGAUGCCGCUCCAAAGAUUCUCGUGGGCUCAUUCACAAGCGACCGUAGUCCGUGUUCCGCCAACAGACUCUCAUAUUCACUUGAAGAUGAUGGGCUAAUUGUAUUGAUGUUUAUGUCUCCCAUGAGAUAUAAAUUAGUCGCCUGCAGCAAAUCGAGAGCAGAGCCCAGCUCUCGAAGGAAAAGUUGUACCGAAUAUCGGUGAAGUCUGUAGAUGCAUAGAAAGACGAAGCGAGUCUCUCCAAUUGUCACACCCACGCAUACAACAUCAGCAGUUGUAAAAGUCAACAUAAUCUGGUCGGUGAUCAGAUUGUCUCUCACAUACAGCAUCACACCUCCAGCCCGGCGAUCGUUAUUCAAGCGGUGGUAAAGAUUGUAGUGCUCCAGCUGAUACAACUGCAAGCUGUCGUCCUUGAUCCAUACCUCUGUGAGACAGAUAAUAUGUGGUGCGUCCUCGAGGCCGCCAGACGAAGCUGAGGAAGAGGCGGGAGCAGCCAAAAAUUCCUCAAUUCUCUGAUCUUUUUGGGGCCCGAAAAAGCCACUCCCUCGCAAAAAUUCCCUUUGGCCACAGUUCACCUCUGAGCAGUUUAUCCUUCAAGUCAGAAGGCGCCACGAUCCGAUAGGACACAUACCCAGGCGACUGGCCAUCAGUGCCCGCUUUGGGACGUAUUCUAUGUAACUUUUUGGCGGUACAUCCAAUUGAGCGCAAAUAAUCUUGCAGCUCCUUAUCAGUAGUAUCAGGUGCCAGUCCAGUAAUGAAAAUGUUACAUACACCAGCACCGUCCUCACGGUUGCCAACGCGCAAAGCUGGACGCAAUUGCGCAGCCGCACCAGAACCAGCACCUGUACCAGUACCAGCAACGAGCGGCCGAUGCAGGUUGUCACGCCCUCGACGCCCAGAGCCCCCACCGCGCCGAGCCGGCUGGAGUGCCGUGCUCUCACUGUUCCCGUCAUGUGAGCCCAGCAAUGGCCGCCCAUCUGAAGCCCCAAGCAAGUCUUCACCGCCAGCAGGGGCUUGAUCGCAUAUGGCGCCAUCACCAAAGCGCACCCCAGGCUGCCGUCCAGGCCCGUUACCCGACGCGGCCUCCCGAUCGUCCGCAACCGUCCCCGCGCCGGACGAGCGCCGAUCAUUACCCAUCGACUCCAGAGACGGGGCGCCGCAGGAGCCCACACCCGAUGGGGGACCACUCUCCAAGUGCUUCAGCCCACUCAAACCUCCGUCUCUCACCGGAGAGGAACAUUUCUCCGGUUGCAGUAUUGACUGCUCCGGACUCGCACUUCCCCCGGGUGUCACCUGCACUCCAGAGGUGUCUGCAUUGUUCCGGUUCGAGGUCACAAACAUCAUAGACUCAGAGGCUCCCGCCGUUCCCCUCCGGGACUGCGCCAAAGAGGGGCGACCAGGCGUCAGACUCCAACAGGCAAUGGCCUCCAGCCGGAACUCAAGAGCUCGUAAAUCUGUCCCGAGACCACGCAGCUCCGAGACCUCGCCCCUCAAUCUCUCAUUCUCCACCUUCAAUGCCCUGCAGAGGCUUUCCAGUCUAUCAAGUCUGUUAAAAGCAGCCCCGAGCGUCAUGUCAUCAUCAUUGAAACCAGAAGCAGCAGACACGUUCAGGUCAGAUCCCUGAACAGCGGGAAGCUCCUGCUCACCGCAUGUGUCGCAUCUCCAUCUCGCUCCGUCAACCAUGAAUCUCUCAAUUUCAGCUUUGUCAAUCUUUGGGUUUAUGCAGCCGCCAUGAUACCACCGAUCACACAUGGAACAGCAUACCCCCGGGCGGUGGCGAUGGUUUAAGGAACCACCACAUAUCACACAUAGUCGAGCAGACAUUCUAACGAAGAGUGUCGAUCGUCAGUCCUCAGCGAUAAAAAACUUGUGGAGCUCCAGGAAAUUUUUCUCUCAGUGAUAAUAACCGAAAUAAUUCGAUGUAGAUGACCGUCGACGCUAUGACUCAACAGAUGGCGCUGAACGCAGUAAAAUGCAGUUGUGACGAUAGGCCACACGUCAAAACAACCAUAAAUAACAUAAAUACAUAAAGUGCGGGUGCAGCAGCAGUGUUGGAGCUGAUCUGAUGUUGCUGUAAUUGUCGUGGGCGCUAGCUUAUUCAACAAUUGAACAACAGAGCAGAUCAGGGUGAUUGCAGAACGAUGAAUUGAUGGAUUGUUUUCAUGGGAGAAAUACGUCACUCGAUCCCGCAGCCGCUACCUCUGGUCCAGGUGGAAUUUUUGCUUUUAUAAUGUCCUUACUAGAGCCACAGCAGGUUGCAACGACAAUCGUCUAAGCUGUGGAUCCCCCAGGACUCUGUAAGAAGUGCCAAUUUGGCUCAGACAAGGAAGGAUCCUUUAGAAAAGUCAGAAAUUUGCGGAGCGAAAUCGAUUGCGUCGAAUGACACUUACUGGCACACA